ACGCCUCUGUAUGAUCGUCGUCAUCAGUACAACACUGCUACUCCCACCGCGCUGUCCUCGGCCACCAAACGACAGACUAUCCGACGCACGCUCAAGUUGUCCGCCUUUUGCCCACCGAAUGAAUUCCCCCAAGUGCCGGCCAUUGUGAUCCACUGUGUCACUGAGGUGGCCACUCGGGGACUCCAACAAGUUGGCCUCUACCGCAUCUCGGGAGCAGCGAAACAGGUUCAGGAACUUUACUCCAAAUUUAUGCAUGGGCGCGUGACACCCAGCCUGGCCCUGGUCGAUGACAUUAAUGUAAUCUGCUCUUGCCUAAAAAUGUUCCUUUCCGCUCUGGACGAGCCUCUGGUCACCUACGCUCACCGGCCUGAGUUCGCCGAGGUUGCCAAGCUUGCAGAGUCAGAACCGGAGGUCUUCAAGUUUCGUGUGGCAAUGAUUCUGGACAAAUUGCCGUCUGUCUACCGAGACACUCUCUCCUACCUCAUGCUCCACCUAAAGGUUCGUCCUCCCCCCAUUUUGAGCCUAUCGUCUCUGUUUUCGGAUUCCUGGGGACAGGAAAUUCCUGGUAGUUUGACAAACACAUCAAAAGCCCAGUUACGCGAAGUGGUUAUUACACUUUCAUCACGCCUAUCCAGUAAACCAGAUGGCAGAGCCCAAUGUGUAUCAAUAAUGCUGAUAAUUUUGAUUAUAUGCAAAUUACUUCUUCGCGAGAAACGUUGA
Dibothriocephalus latus is the source of this 720-nucleotide messenger RNA. The record is from the annotation of a GenBank genome assembly. Lineage: Eukaryota; Metazoa; Platyhelminthes; Cestoda; Diphyllobothriidea; Diphyllobothriidae.